Molecule: messenger RNA, 1686 nt
Organism: Aphanomyces astaci
Lineage: Eukaryota; Oomycota; Saprolegniomycetes; Saprolegniales; Verrucalvaceae
Product: TKL protein kinase
Exons: 2
Coding region: 62-1606 (514 amino acids)
Biological process (GO): protein phosphorylation
Molecular function (GO): protein kinase activity; ATP binding
Source: RefSeq, a predicted model, not a curated record
GAGAGUGAGACCUUGUAGCCAGCACGUUCACUCUGAAACGGCGGCGGCGGCGGCAGCGACGAUGGCCGAUACCAGCACGUGUCGAGCGGGCAUGGAUGGCCUCAUGAAAGAGUUUCGUGACCCCAAGACGUACUACAAUGGGUGUCCUGACGCGACAUUGACAAUGCUCGACAAGUUCAAAGUCGACAUGUCUGUUCGCAAUGUUGAGUGUCAAAACCCAGGCUGCUGGUGGGCGUACUUGAUCGUCGCGAGGUUUGUCACGAACGACAACAUCAAUUGCCCCAUCACAGACGUCAGCACCAACACAAUCGUGCCACCAGGCAAAGUCAACUGCACAGCCGAGGAAUCCAAGCCACCUCCAGGGCCCACGCGCCCCUUUGACCCGACCCCGCUUCCUGCCUCAUCGAUCCCGUCAACUGGUAGCUCCGCGACAGAUUCCACGUCUCCACUCCUCUCCCCAACUUCAAUCACCUCCGCGCCGCUGGUGGCCAUCGGAGUCAGUUCCACCUCGUCCGUGGCCAUCGUCGUCAUCGUAGCCAUCGUUGUAGUCGGGUUGUUAGGACUAUUCAUUGUGUGGCGGCUGCGCGUGGUCAAUCGCGACAAUCCAGGCGAUGAUUAUUUCCGAGAACUCCACCACAACGACGCAAGCAAGCAUGGGUUAGUCAAACAAGCAUCCUCUACCGCGCGUGGUGGCACUGCCUCGACGGACGCCAGCAUGCAUGUUCCCGACGGCGAAGACGACUUGGACUUGCUCAGUUUGUGGCGGAUCCCUCCGGCCGAGAUUGUCAUGGAGCAUCGGCUAGCCGAAGGCGCGUUCGGCCAAGUGUGGCGUGCAUCGUACUGUGGCGACGCCGUGGCUGUGAAAGUUCUACACAAACACAAGAGUGCGAUGGCCGACAUUCGUCUCUUUAUCGACGAAAUCAAACUCGUGGCCAAGAUGGACUGCAACGCGAUCGUGCAAUUCGUGGGCGUGACAUACCAUCGGCUCGUGGAUCUACAGCUCGUGACCGAGUUCAUGGCCGGCGGCGACCUCCGUACGGUCCUCCAAGAGUCGGACGACGUGUCGUUCCCGACCAGUCAAAAGCUCGAGUGUGCGAUCCGUAUCGCAGACGCCCUCGCGUACCUGCACGUGAUGGAGCCCAAGGUCCUCCAUCGCGACUUGAAGUCCCGGAAUGUGCUCAUGGACCCGAUCAAGGGCGCCAAGGUGACCGACUUUGGAGUGUCGCGGGAGGCAGCAUUCGACCAGGAAACGUUGACGCAGGGGGUCGGCACGUACCGGUGGAUGGCGCCGGAGGUGCUCGUGGACGGACACUACACGACGUCGGCAGACAUGUUCUCGUUCGGGAUCAUCCUCACGGAGCUCGACACGCAUCAGAUUCCGUACGCGGACAGGAUGAAUGCCAACGGCGCCGCCCUCUCAGACACGGCCAUCAUCGCACAAGUGAUGCGGGGGACAUUGCGGCCGUCGUUCCGACCAGAUGCCGCGCCAUGGUUUGUCGAGUUUGCAAGCAAGUGCCUCGAGAACGACCCAGUGAACCGACCCACGGCGAUGGAAGCAGCAUAUUUUUUACGCAUGGCGCUUCGAAGGGACCAUGGAAGUAUGUAGCUUGGACCCCUGCGCAACGAGUACUUUCCUGAGUACUAAUACUAUUAAAAUAAUAUUAUCACGGGUUCAGAUCUGGUCCA